CCCACCUCUCGCGCGCGCGGAGAUGGCGGAGCUGAACGUCGGGCGGCACUGCCAGGUGGAACGCUGCCGGCGGCUAGAUUUUCUUCCCUUUGUAUGUGAUGGAUGUUCAGGAGUAUUUUGCCUUGAACACAGGAGCAGAGAGUCCCAUAGCUGUCCUGAGGUGACUGUCCUCAACAAGAGAACGAAGUCAGACACCCAUACAUCUCACCCAUGCUCUUUCAGGGAGUGUGCUGAGAGAGAGCUUGUGCCCAUCAUGUGUCCUUACUGUGAGAAGAACUUCUGCCUGAGACACCGUCAUCAGUCAGAUCACAACUGUGAAAAACUGGAAAUCCCUAGGCCUCGUAUGGCUGCCUCUCAGAAACUCGUCAAAGAUGUUAUUGAUUCCAAGACAGGAGAGACAGCAAGUAAACGACGGAAAGGUGCAAAAAAUAGUGAAACAGCUGCAAAGGUAGCACUGAUGAAAUUAAAGAUGCAUGCUGCUGGAGAUAAGUCAUUGCCACAGAUGGAAAGAAUUUACUUUCAGGUUUUCUUACCUAAGGGGAGCAAAGAGAAGAGGAAAGCCAUGUUCUUUUGCCGAGGAUGGAGUGUCGGAAAGGCCACAGACUUCGCAGCUUCUUUAGCUAGCCUUAAAAAUGACAACAACAGACUAACAGCUAAGAAAUUGAGGUUAUGUCACAGUGUCUCAGGAGAGGCCUUACCCUUGGAUCAUAUUUUGGAAACCUGGAUUGCUAAGGAGGAUUGUCCUUUGUACAAUGGUGGAAAUAUUAUCUUGGAAUAUCUGAGUGAUGAAGACCAGUUUUUAAAAAAUGUUGAUUCUUACUUGGAAUAACCAUGCAGGGACUCAAGCCAGAAAUCAAGAAGAAAAUUCAACAUUAAGUCAACUUCUUUUACUACAAAUACUAUAUAUAUAUAUUUUUUAAGUUCCUUUUGAAUUCUAUUAUGUCAUAAUUUACAUUAUUAGUCUUCUAUUAAAUUGAAUUUGAAUUUUUGUGUUUUCAAGUGUAACCAUUAACUGACAUCCAGUUAUUAACAAAUUCUUGUACCUAAUUAACUUUUAUUAGUUUAUGCUGUAAUUACAACAACAAAGGUGUAUUUCUCAUUUGGUUAAUGUCAGCUUUGAUGGGCCGUGACUCUGCUCUAUGUUAUCUUUACUCCAGAAUCUAAGAUGAAGCUUUGACCCUUUUGGGGGACAUUACCAUUCUUAUUGACUAUGCCAAAGCCUUUGACUAUGUGGAUCACAAUAAACUGUGGAAAAU
Messenger RNA from Odocoileus virginianus texanus, 1256 nucleotides. It is a transcript of the gene ZFAND1, whose product is annotated as zinc finger AN1-type containing 1. Gene Ontology annotation, biological process: cytoplasmic stress granule disassembly. Gene Ontology annotation, molecular function: zinc ion binding. NCBI's taxonomy places the organism in Eukaryota, Metazoa, Chordata, Mammalia, Artiodactyla, Cervidae. The record is from RefSeq and is a predicted model, not a curated record. Gene Ontology annotation, cellular component: cytoplasmic stress granule; cytoplasm.